Molecule: messenger RNA, 1557 nt
Organism: Gossypium raimondii (Peruvian cotton)
Lineage: Eukaryota; Viridiplantae; Streptophyta; Magnoliopsida; Malvales; Malvaceae
Exons: 5
Coding region: 41-1438 (465 amino acids)
Source: RefSeq, a predicted model, not a curated record
CUCCCUCCAAAAACCCUCAAAAACAUUUUUCGCUCUUUCAAUGGCGAACUUCGAUGCUCCUUCGUUCUCUCUCGGGCUUGAUUUCGACGCCGAUUCGGAGCCCCAGUUACCGGCCGAGGACCAUCUCGAACCUAUCUUAGCUCCGAAUCCUUCUGCAAGCUUCAACAUUAUCGAAGAAAAUGCUGAUGAGUUCGAGUCUGAACAAGUUAUGGAUUCGGAUCCGGAUACUCGACCCGACCCACCUCGCGUCUUAAAGCGGCUACGUCGGGCCGCUGAUGAAUCUUCGGCAGCGAAGAAAGAAUCAGAAAAGACGUUGGUUUGGGAUAAUGGGGACGAUGACAUUGAAGAGUUCUCUUCAUCCCAGGAAAAAAAUGCAGAUGUUGAUUCAUCAACACAGUAUCAUUCUAUAUGUAGCAGUUCCAAGAUCCCAUUGAAGAAACUUGGGCUUGUAACCACUCAAUCUUCCAGCCAAUCGAGUUCAAGGAAAGCGGGACAAGCAUCAGUUGCCUCUGCUUCUGCAAGUUUAGAGGCCAGCCAUGAUGGGUUGACAUUUCCAAAGUUAACCAUCAGUCCUCUUCGAAGAUUCCAAUUACUUGACUCUGACUCUGAUGAUGAUCCCUCUGACUGUGACUUUACUGGCAAAGGAGCUUGUAAAAGCGAUCCACUGUCUAAGGAACAACAAUCUACAGCCAGUGACAGAAAGAGAAAGAGAUCAUUUGGUACACCUCAAAAUGAGGAUUUAUGGAAAGAUAUCUCUCUAAUGAAUAGUUCUUGUGUUCAAACACCUGCAUUCGAUGAGGUAUGCAAAGAGUAUUUUCAAUCUUUGAACCACAAGAGUGCUUCUCAGAAACUCGGGAGCCGAAAGGCAGACUUAUCUUCACAGGAACUUGGGAGCCAAAAGACGGAGCAGCUUCAGGAUUUGGAUGACCCCUUGCCUCCAGCACAUCGCUACUUUUUCCAUGCUGAUCCAAGGAUCCAAAACUUAGUCCGUAGUCGGUUACCCUUCUUCUCCCCCUUGAGCAUGGCUGACAAUGGAGGACAUCAACAACCUACUGUCUCAAUUAUGGAUUUUAAGAAUCAAUUCAACAAAGGAGAAUCAUCUAAACAGAGAGGAUCUCGAAAAGGCAGUGGCAAGAAUUGCUCAACAAGUAGAAGCAGCAAAUCAAAGAAACCAAAUGCUGAAAAUGGUGCUUUCGAAGGAUGGGUAAAUCCAAAAACCAGUGCAGCUGUUCCGAAGAAUGCUGGGAAGAGAAGAGUUCAUGCUAGCGGUCAACCUGCUGGCCACUGGUAUACAUCUCCAGAGGGGAGGAAGGUUUACAUUACCAGGACUGGACAGGAAUUGUCAGGUCACAAGGCCUAUAGGCAUUAUCGGAAGGAGAGUGGAGGUGACUUUAGGAAGUCAAAAAAGAAAAGCAAAGUGAAGAAGAAGAAAGGAUGAAGAAGGCUAUUGUGUUUAGUUUAGUCCACUUUGUGCUGUAAAUUUUGUAACAUACAUUUUUCAAUGGUGUGUUUUUACUUUGCUUUCUUUCAAUAACAUGGUGAUGCAAUUUUAAAUUU